Schizosaccharomyces octosporus yFS286 is the source of this 1729-nucleotide messenger RNA. Its product is annotated as iron hydrogenase. The record is from RefSeq and is a predicted model, not a curated record. Gene Ontology annotation, biological process: iron-sulfur cluster assembly. The transcript is spliced from 2 exons. The coding region runs from base 52 to 1653 and encodes 533 amino acids. Gene Ontology annotation, cellular component: cytosolic [4Fe-4S] assembly targeting complex. Gene Ontology annotation, molecular function: 4 iron, 4 sulfur cluster binding. NCBI's taxonomy places the organism in Eukaryota, Fungi, Ascomycota, Schizosaccharomycetes, Schizosaccharomycetales, Schizosaccharomycetaceae.
CAAAGGAAGAAUGAACUUGGAAAAAACCAAGCAUAAAGGUCAUUUAGGAGCAUGGCUAAACUUUCAGCAAACGAUCUGAAUGACUUUUUGAACCCGGGAGCUGUCUGCAUAAAGCCAGCCGAAGUGAAAAAGUCAGACAAAGGCCGUGAAAAUAAUGAAAUACAAGUGGAAGGAGAUUCUUAUUACGAAGUUACCAAAGAUACGGGUGAAUCAAAAGAACUAGAAGUAGCUAGCAUUUCAUUGAAUGAUUGCUUGGCCUGUAGUGGAUGUAUCACUUCAGCAGAAACAGUUCUGGUAAACUUACAAUCAUAUCAAGAGGUACUGAAGCGAUUGGACUCCAGAACGGAUUCUCAAGAAGUAUUUUACGUGUCUUCAAGUCCGCAGGUACGGGCAAACUUGGCUGCUUAUUAUGGCGUUUCUUUGGAGGAAAUGCAAGAAGUUUUAGAAAUGGUAUUCGUUGGUAAACUGGGAUUUUGCACCGUUCUAGAUACCAAUGCUGCACGGGAGAUUGUGUUACAACAAUGCGCAGAAGAGUUUUGCGAAUCAUGGAAGCAACGACGACGUGAAAAGGAAUCUGGAAAUGAUGGUGCUAUCGAUAUCAAUGUAUCUGAAAUGCAAAAAGACUCUAAAGAUGUAGCAGCCUCUUUGAAAGCUAAUCCGACCGCAAAGUUGCCAAUCCUUUCGUCUUCUUGCCCAGGAUGGAUUUGCUACGUUGAGAAAACUCACUCAGCACUCAUUCCACAUCUUUCUCAAGUACGCUCACCACAACAGGCAUGUGGGCGUUUAAUCAAGGAUUGGGCAAGUAAACAGUUUUCGAUAUCUCGCAAACAAGUGUGGCAUUUGAGUCUUAUGCCUUGUUUUGACAAGAAGCUUGAAGCAAGUCGUGAAGAGUUUUCCGAGGAUGGGGUCCGUGAUGUUGACGCUGUGUUGACACCAAAAGAAAUCGUUGAGAUGUUUAAGCAUUUUGACUUGGACCCAAAGAGCAUAUUAAAGAAUAGGAUUUCAUACCAAAUAUCAGAUGAGACGUUACCAGCUUGGUAUCCUCGAUUGACGUACGUCGAGCAGAUGGGAUCUAGCUCUGGUGGAUACAUGAAUUAUGUAAUGUCUUACGCGGCCGAAAUGCUUUUUGGUAUUCACGAUGCAAACGAGUUUGUUACAAAGGUUGACCAAAACGGCGAUUUGACUGAAUAUACUCUACGAGAGCCGCAAAGUGAUGAAGUUUUGUUAACAAUGGCGACCUGCUAUGGUUUUCGAAACAUCCAAAAUUUGGUACGUAAAGUGAACGGCAAUUCUAGUCGUCGAGGACAGGUGUUGCUGAAACGGAGAAUGAAAACAGAUGCUCAAAAAGCGCAACAAAAGAGCCGUCAAUAUGAUUAUGUUGAAGUUAUGGCUUGUCCAGGCGGUUGUAUCAAUGGUGGUGGCCAACUCCCAUUUCCCUCUGGUGAACGGGUUUUGGCUAGUCGGGAAUGGAUGAGUCAAGUAGAAUCGCUGUACAAUUCUCCCGGAAGAAAAGAUGUUGACCGUUCUUUUGUAAAUAAAACUCUUGAACAUUGGAUUCAAGAUCCAAAGUUGGUUCGACAUUAUUUACAAGCGACCUACCGGUCCGUCGAAACAGACUUGUCGAAUCCCUUAUUGCUGGCCAAUAAGUGGUAAAAAUAAUUAAUUUCAUAGAAACAAAAAAUGAGCUAUAAUGUUUUGGGUUACUAGGAUACUUUGGAUAUGGAAAUGA